This is a messenger RNA of Ascochyta rabiei, 423 nucleotides long. RefSeq lists its product as uncharacterized. Lineage: Eukaryota; Fungi; Ascomycota; Dothideomycetes; Pleosporales; Didymellaceae. The coding region runs from base 1 to 423 and encodes 140 amino acids. The transcript has 2 exons. The record is from RefSeq and is a predicted model, not a curated record.
AUGCAGUUCCUGUUUCGCAUGCUCACCUUCGCCGUCUUCGCAUUAGCCCUUCCCUCAGCCGAAAAGCAGGACUCCAGUGGCUCUCAGCAGAUUGGCAAAGGCGGAGCGCUCGUGACGGCUGGGCAGUGCAAAAUCGGCCAGCGUUACUGCUUUGGCGCCAUCGUUGGUGAUCUCAACGUGACCAAACAAGAUAUCCUCCACCAGUACUGCAACCAGAAGUACAAGAACGACUGGCAGAGCUGCAAUCGGUGCAAGCGGCCGUGGGCUAUGCCAGAGUGUUGGGACGGACCGGGAGCGUGGGCGAGUGUGUUCGAGUGCAAGGGUCCGGAGGUGUACAAAUGGGUAGAGAGGUGUGAGGGCUCGGGCUCGAUAUGCUCUGGCGGGACUUGUCGCUGGACAAGAGCUGAGGGCUUGGCCGAGUAG